AUGCUCCGGCGUGGGCAGGAUCGCUUCCGCCGAUUUAUGCCGGGUGUGCGCGGGGGCCGCGGCCUCAUCCUGCUCCUCAUCAUCGUGCUCGGCAUCUGGCUGCUGACCGGCUUCUACCGCGUCGAGCCCGACGAGCAGGGCGUGGUGCUGCGCUGGGGCGAGUGGACCCAGACCACCCAGCCGGGCCUCAACUAUCAUCUGCCCUGGCCCUUCGAGACGGUUCUCUUGCCCAAGGUGACGAAGAUCAACCGGGCCGAGAUCGGCUACCGGACCCUGGUCGACUCCAAACGGGGGGCGUUCACGCGGCCGGUGCCGGACGAGAGCCUGAUGUUGACCGGCGAUGAGAACAUUAUCGACGUGAAGUUCACCGCCUUCUGGCGCAUCCGCGAUGCCGGCCAGUAUCUGUUCAACAUCCAGGCGCCGGAUCGCACGGUGAGGGACGCGGCCGAGAGCGCGAUGCGCGAGGUGAUCGGCAAGACCCGCCUGCAAUCCGCCCUUGCCGAGGAGCGGUUUCUCUUGGCCCAGCAGACUCACGAACUGACCCAGUCGAUCCUGGACUAUUACGGUGCCGGCAUCGAAGUCACCCAGAUCGAGCCGCAGGACAUCGGGCCGCCGGACGCGGUGAUCGCCAGCUUCCGCGACGUGCAGGCCGCGCGGGCGGACCAGGAGCGGGCGAAGAACGAGGCCGAGUCCUACCGCAACGACAUCAUCCCGCGUGCACGCGGCGCGGCGGAACGCCUCGUGCAGGAGGGCACGGCCUACAAGGAGCAGAUCGUCGCCGAGGCCCAGGGCGAGGCGUCGCGCUUCGUUGCGGUCCACACCGAGUACGCGCAGAACGCGGAUGUCGUCCGCCGGCGCAUGUAUUUGGAGACGAUGGAGGAAGUGCUCGGCGGGCUGGACAAGAUCAUCAUCGAUUCGGGCGGGGGGGGCUCCUCCGGCGUCGUGCCCUACCUGCCCCUGCCCGAGCUUCAACGCCGCCAGGGCGGCACGCAGUAG
Geodia barretti is the source of this 996-nucleotide messenger RNA. Lineage: Eukaryota; Metazoa; Porifera; Demospongiae; Tetractinellida; Geodiidae. The record is from the annotation of a GenBank genome assembly.